Messenger RNA from Lacerta agilis (Sand lizard), 1534 nucleotides. Its product is annotated as zinc finger protein 23-like. Gene Ontology annotation, biological process: regulation of transcription by RNA polymerase II. Gene Ontology annotation, cellular component: nucleus. Bases 1 to 1242 code for a protein of 413 amino acids. Gene Ontology annotation, molecular function: DNA-binding transcription factor activity, RNA polymerase II-specific; RNA polymerase II cis-regulatory region sequence-specific DNA binding. Lineage: Eukaryota; Metazoa; Chordata; Lepidosauria; Squamata; Lacertidae. The transcript is spliced from 2 exons. The record is from RefSeq and is a predicted model, not a curated record.
AUGCCAGGGCUGGUCAGGGGCUUCAGUUGUACUGGAGCACUUAGAUAUCAUCAACGAAUUCACACAGGGGAGAAACCAUUUAAAUGUAUAGAGUGUGGAGAAAGCUUCUUUUACAAUGGAAGACUUAGGAUACAUCAGCGAACUCACACGGGGGAGAAACCAUUUAAAUGCAUUGAAUGUGGAAGGAGCUUCAGUCAAAAUGGAGCACUUAGAAAACAUCAACGAACUCACACGGGGGAGAAACCAUUUAAAUAUAGUGAAAGUGGAACAAUUAGAAAACAUCGACGAACUCACACGGGGCAGAAACCAUAUGAAUGCAUUGAAUGUGGACAGAGCUUCAGACAAAUUGGAGCACUUAUAACACAUCAACGAACUCACACAGGGGAGAAACCAUUUAAAUGUAUUGAAUGUGGAAAUGGCUUCCGUCUAAAUGCUCACCUUAGAAGCCAUCAACGAACUCACACGGGGGAGAAACCAUUUAAAUGCAUUGAAUGUGGAAAGUUCUUUAGUCAAAGUGGAGCACUUAGAAUCCAUCAACGAACUCACAUGGGGCAGAAACCAUUUGAAUGCAUCGAAUGUGGAAGGAGCUUCAGUUGUACUGGAGCACUUAGAUAUCAUCAACGAAUUCACACAGGGGAGAAACCAUUUAAAUGUAUAGAGUGUGGAGAAAGCUUCUUUUACAAUGGAAGACUUAGGAUACAUCAGCGAACUCACACGGGGGAGAAACCAUUUAAAUGCAUUGAAUGUGGAAGGAGCUUCAGUCAAAAUGGAGCACUUAGAAAACAUCAACGAACUCACACGGGGGAGAAACCAUUUAAAUGUGUUGAAUGUGGAACGAGCUUCAGUCGAAAUGGAACACUUAGAAGACAUCAACGAACUCACACGGGGGAGAAACCAUUUGAAUGCAUUGAAUGUGGAAAGAGCUUCAGUCAGAUUUCAGCACUUAGAGUACAUCAACGAACUCACAUGCAGCAGAAACCAUAUAAAUGCAUUGAAUGUGGAAAGAACUUCACUGAAAGUGGAGCCCUUAGAAGACAUCAACGAACUCACACGGGGGAGAAACCAUUUAAUUGUUUUGAAUGUGGGAAAAACUUCAGUGUAAGUGACACACUUAGAAAACAUCAACGAACUCACACGGGGGAGAAACCAUUUCAAUGUUUGGAGUGUGGAAAGAACUUCAGCCAAAGUGGACACCUUAGGAAACAUCAGCUAACUCACACAGGAAGAGAACCACAGAUGUAGGGAAUGUGGAAAGAGCAUGAGGGAGUGGAGACCUUCAUAUUCAUAAGCGCAUUCACUGGUGAAAAGCCUUAUAAAUGUAUGCAGGGUUCCACUCAAGGCUUACUCUUACAAGAAACUCAUAAAGGGGGAAAUAAAUUUUAAAUACAUGGAACCCCUGUGAUGUUCUGGUGUUUGUAUUCAAAUUUGUAUACACAUAUAUAUGUAUUAAAGUAAUGAAGGUCACAUAUACUAAAUGUAGAAAAGAAGUUGCAAGUUGUUGCUAGAUAAACGGGGCGAGAGUGUGAAUCUGGAA